Molecule: messenger RNA, 5075 nt
Organism: Blastomyces gilchristii SLH14081
Lineage: Eukaryota; Fungi; Ascomycota; Eurotiomycetes; Onygenales; Ajellomycetaceae
Product: C6 transcription factor
Exons: 2
Coding region: 992-3934 (980 amino acids)
Biological process (GO): DNA-templated transcription; regulation of DNA-templated transcription
Cellular component (GO): nucleus
Molecular function (GO): zinc ion binding; DNA-binding transcription factor activity, RNA polymerase II-specific; DNA binding
Source: RefSeq, a predicted model, not a curated record
UAUCCCUGCAUGGUUUCGAAUGCGCUCCCAGCACGCUUCAUAUCCUGGUCGACGCAGAUCCUCUAACGGUAGUUCAACCUCCAAGGAACCCUUGUUUGGCGGAUAGUCCGUCCCGUGUCAGGGCCGGGGUGUGAGGGGAGCAAAAAAUCGUGGGUGGGUUCCAGAUCCAGAACAUUCAGCCCCAUGCACACGACGCCUCAUUUCAUAAUCUCAACCCUCCAAGCUUCCUUCGGAAUCCCACGCAGGGAAAGGAAAAAAGGAGCAUACCAAUACAAUACCUCAGAAAGGAGACGACCAGUGAACUACCUAGUGCUUAGCUAAAACCCAGUCGAAAACUGCCGGCUAAACACAAGUGGUGACCAGUGACUAGAGCGAGCUGCAACGCUUAACGCAGACUCAGCAUUCCCGCAGCAGAUAGCAAGCUAUUAUUAUCCAUUUUGCUGGCCCUCUCAGCCCGAGCUCUUCUGGGUCGUUGCGGUGUUGUGACGGUGUUGAGACAGGGCUGAUCAUGCCAAGCCGCCAACUGCCCCCAGAAACCAAGCAAACCAAGCAAACCAAGCAAUCCCUAGUUUGUCACCGCUAACUAACUAACAGAAUACGGGCUUUCCUCCCCGGGGCUGGCCGAACCCGCGAUCUUGAUGAUUCCACUCCCGCCAUACUACUCCGUAUACUCUCCUCGUCCUCCGCCUUCCUCUGCCGCUUCUUCUUCCAUUCACCCCCUGUCUAAUCUUUCUCUCUCGCCGCUUUAGAACCGGCUUCUCACCUUCCCUCUGCCUACGAUCUUCCCUACUCGAACGACUCGGGCUGGCACCUGUGCCCGUCCUCCCACCUCAACGGGAUCGGCCCCGAGUCUCACUCCGGUCUGAGCAACACGGCACCCUUCGAGUCCCUAGACGAACAUAUACUGGCCGAUGCUUUUGAUCCUGCUGGCAAAACCUUGACCCUGUCUAUAUCCGCAAACCAACAUUAUACGCAUGACCGUGGUUCCGGAAUGGAGGACGAACGGGGCUCCACGAGCCCCAGAAGCUCUAGAGCCCAGGUGGUCCAGUUGCAAGAAGAUGCGACUGGACAGAAACAGAACCUCAACCAAGCUCCCAUGAAUACCAACGAUCUGAAUGCCAAACGUGAAGGCUCUGUAUCGGCCCGGGAACAUGGAGACACAGAGAACCCUCGGCCAUGGAGCGAACUAAAAACCAAGGCAGGGAAGGAGCGUAAGAGACUCCCACUUGCCUGCAUCGCCUGUCGAAGGAAGAAAAUUCGCUGUUCGGGAGAGAAACCUGCCUGCAAACACUGUUUCCGUUCUAGAAUCCCUUGUGUAUACAAAGUCACGACGCGUAAAGCCGCCCCUCGCACGGAUUACAUGGCCAUGUUGGAUAAACGGUUGAAGAGAAUGGAAGAAAGAGUUAUCAAAAUCAUACCCAAGGAUGAGCCCCGAGAUAUGGCCGCGAUUGGGCGAUCGGUCGUCAAGCCCCCUACUUCGGGUCAAAUUCCUCGUGGAUAUAGACUAGUUCACAAGAAGAGAUCUGCUGAUGAGGCUUUCCGCGCUGAGCUUAAUGAAUGGACGCAACCAAACAAAGGCACCGGUCCCGAUGGCUUUCCGAUUUGCUGGCAGUCACAAAUUAUGGAUGAGAAUAAGCUUUUCAACGAAGGCGCGGAGUUUCUUCCCUCAAUCGAGCUCCAGGAGCAUCUUGCGGAAGUCUUCUUCGACUGUGUGUAUGGGCAGUCUUAUCUAUUGCUACAUAAACCGAGCUUUAUGCGCAAGUUUAAAACAGGAACUGUUCCGCCUGUUCUGAUGCUGGCCAUCUGCGCUGUCUCUGCUCGCUUCUCAACACAUCCACUUGUCUGUACGGAGCCGGCUUUUUUGCGCGGAGAGAACUGGGCAAACCCCGCCGCAGCGAUUGCGCUCAGCAGACAUGAUGAACCAAACAUUACUAUACUCACCGUUUUUCUCAUCUUGGGGCUCCAUGAAUUUGGCACCUGCCAUGGUGGGCGGAGUUGGUCGUUCGGAGGUCAAGCGUUGAGAAUGGCUUAUGCUCUUCAGCUUCAUCGCGAACUCGAUCAUGAUCCUCAGCGCAGCAGCAAAGCGUCCGAACUUAGUUUUACCGAUCGCGAAAUCCGACGACGAACGAUGUGGGCGUGUAUAUUGAUGGAUCGGUAUAAUUCUUCUGGCAGCCAGAGGCCACCUAUUGGUAACGAGAAGUACUUACAAAUUCAACUCCCUAUCAAGGAGUCCCAUUUCCAAAUGGAGAUUCCUGGACCCACGGAGGAUCUGGAAGGAAGGGUUCUUAACCCGGUCCCCGAAGGUGUGGGCCAGCUGUCUAAUCCCAAAGACAAUAUGGGUGUAUCUGCAUAUACAAUUCGAGCCUUGAUGCUUUGGGGACGGGCGGUGGAUUACUUUAACCUUGGGGGUAGAAACAAGGAUCCUCACCCGCUCUGGUCACCAAAAUCAGGCUAUGCACAAUUGAAGAAACAACUAGAUGACUUCUCAGCUUCGCUUCCUAAUUGUUUAGCAUUCAAUCUCGAAAACCUGCGCAACCAUGGGGCAGGGAAAAUCGCAAACCAACUCCUCUUCCUACACAUAGUUAUUCACCAAAAUAUUCUCUUCUUAAAUCGGUUUGCCAUUCCCCUUUCUCCUGGAGGGAAACCCCCGAAAGAUAUACCUCGAGAAUUUCUUAGUGAUGCUGGCCGUGCCGCUGUCGAAGCCGCAAGCCACAUUUCUAUGUUAAUAAAUCAGGCACCGGGAUAUAAUCUGACUGUUCCUUUCGCUGGCUACUCUGCAUAUGCAGCCAGCUCAGUGCACAUCUGGGGGAUAUUUUCGAAGAACGCGAGACUUGAAGCAACGUCGAAAGAAAACCUUCGUCAUACUUACAGAUACCUAAACAAGAUGAAGCGGUAUUGGGGUAUGUUCCAUUAUAUGGUUGAGAGCACCAAGGAUCGAUACCGCCAGUUUGCGGAUGCUGCAAUCAAAGGAGUGCAGUUCAGCUCGUCGGAAGAAGAUGCUCCACUAUUCCAGUACGGCGACUGGUUCGACAAGUAUCCCCAUGGCGUCUCGCGACUGCAUUAUGAGGACCCGCCUUCUCGUCCCCAGCAGGAGCCUGGAGGAGAUGCUGUGAUGGCACAGCAAUCUGACCUUCAAAGCGUGGAAGAGUUCUUUGCAAGCCUUUCGCCGCCGUCACAUUCAGAUAACCCGCGCAAGGAACCAAAGCGACGAGCAGGCUCAAUCACGGAGCCACGACAACCACUUUUGAACUCCCUAAAUCCUAAUAAUCGAUACAUGUCACCUCAACAACAGCCACACCCGUCAUCACAACCGCCAUCACAACCGCCAUCGGAACCGCCACCACAACCUCCAGCUCAGCCUCAACCCCAGUCCCAACAGGUGCUUCAACAUCCCAUAAUGGAUGUACCCAUAAACCCCACGCGCCCCCCAGACUUCCACCUUAAUAGCCAAGCCAUGUUUCCACAAGCCCAAACGCCCAAUUUCUCCCCGUCAACCCACCUCUCCAUCAACCCGGACCAACUACCACUGCUCGAUCGCCAGCUCGUUUACAGCGCAUAUACCGGUCAUGAUCCGACUGUAGUCCCAUCAACAUCCACAUCGACAUCCAAUCCAUUAGCCGUAAACCAUCCAGUAAGAAUGAACCCAGCCCCAGGAGUGUCCAUGCAACAAGGACUCAAUGCGCCCUCCACCGCGACAUGGAACUCUCAAUUUGACGUCUCAGGCAACCCUGCAGCCUGGUUAAGCGAAUUCGUACAUCCAGGCGCUUGGUUUUUGCCCUUCAACCUGAACCCCAUCGGCCAAGGCCUAGCAGACAUGAAUGCUGCGCCAGCUACAAGUGGGGCACCAGGCCUUGGAACACCGCCCUUGGUGAAUACUCUGGGUACAUACUCAGCGCCCAAUGCAAUGAUGGGUGCAUACGAUCUUGGCCUCUGAAACUGCGGAUAAAAGAAAUCAGGAACACGGAAAAUGUAACAGCGCAAUUUCCGUGUACUGCUUUCCUUUUUUCUUCCUUUUUACUCUUUCUCCACUGAACUAGGUUUGAAGCGUGUCAAGAGUUUCGCUGCGGGAGAAAAAUAAAAUGUACAGCUCCCAUUUCGCCCCACAUUAUUACAUUUUUGAAUAUUGUUCAAAAUUCUUCUACAUUCGUUCUUCUCUCUGUACAAACCCAUUCAUCUCUGACAAAUUUCCCCAAAUUUUUGGUACAUAUACAUACAUUUAUCACGACCUCAGCGCCCUUAGCUGCGUGCUGUCUGUCCCGCAACGGACACAAAUUCUGUCAUAUAAAGCUAACAUAUUUUAUCGAUUUCGAAUCGUAUAUAUAUCAGUUGGGCACAUAUUGUACUGUACGCCUGUCCCUUAGCGUCUGCGCCUAUGUAUAGUAUCACGCUAUGAUUAGUAUCUUUUUUUUCUAAUUGAAUGCGCUGGAUGCACCAUUGGCUUGCUUAUGUAGAUGCCAGAUUUCUGGCUAGGAUUUUCAUUGGCGGAUUGACUGGAAAUACCCCAUGAUCUUGCCAUAGAUGCAAAUGGAGAAGAUGUGAAAAACCGUCUAAUUCCGAGUCUGUCUUUCAUGCUCUCUAUACAAAACGUAGCUUACAAUUUUAUAUUCAAAUAUGUACUCCACCAUGCCUGUCUUGGAUUUGUCAUUCCCCGCAGGAACAAAGUAGCACACCCGCCCGCCAGCAUAGCGAAGCAAAGCAGGGCAAAGCAAGGAAAGGAUCGCCCGAUCUAGGAGGGAAAAUAAACCACAGCAUCAAAAAAGAUAAAAGAAAAACCUAAAAUCAAAAGUAGCCCAUGCGGAAUCAAACCAAGCAAGAUAUGAAAGCCCAUCAUAAACACAUGCCAACAUAAAAAAUAAAAAUAAAACGAAAAAUAAAAAGAUAGGGUAGGAUGCAUAGAUACAACGUAAAAGAAAAAAUCAACAAAUCAAACGCCAUGAGAUUCUAAGAAUUAAUCAUCCCACUCUUCAUCCAGCUGAUCAAUCAACCUAUUUUCCUCCUCCACAUCUGCCCUCCUGCCCCUCCCACCGCCAUUAGUACCACCACCACCACGACCACCACUACCAUCACGCCAGCCC